AUGUCGUCACUCGCUAAGUUUAUCGCGGCUGCGGCCGUUGGCAUCACCAUGUCACCAUUCGUCUCAGCCGCUGAGAACGUCACGGUCAAGGAGCUUACCGGCGGCUGCUCCGCGUACCCGGGCUACGACGCUUCUGCCGGUCAAGCGGGGCCGUGGUCGAUCCAAGUAAAGGAUACCGACGGCGGCGUCCUCGACAAUCACGGCCUGACCGCCAUUUACUCUCGCGGCUCGACUGGCAUCCGAUGGGGAUACAUGGCUGCACUUGACAGAGCCGCUGUUGCGCAGGACCCGCUUCAGUGUGUCGAUGGCCAAGGCAUUCAGGGCCAUGUGCCCACUGGCGUCUCGGGCUACACCUGGGAGAACCUCGCGGUCGCAGAGAUUCCGUACGACGCUCUACUCAUGUACUUGGUCAACGGCACCGAGGUCAAGCCGUACUCGCAUUACACGCUCAACGGCACGCAGAUCGACGGGGUCUUCUUGGGCUCCGAGGGCUACACGACGUGGGGUUUCAAGAAGGAGACGACUUCUGAUCAAGGAACAUUUUGGGAGGCCAGAUUGUUGGGCGCCAACAGUGAAGAUCCCUCAACUGGCAAACCGCUGUUCGAUGGGGAGAUUACUGGCUUUCUUAAAGUUUAUGACUCUUGA
This is a messenger RNA of Colletotrichum abscissum, 645 nucleotides long. RefSeq lists its product as uncharacterized. NCBI's taxonomy places the organism in Eukaryota, Fungi, Ascomycota, Sordariomycetes, Glomerellales, Glomerellaceae. The transcript is spliced from 2 exons. The record is from RefSeq and is a predicted model, not a curated record. Bases 1 to 645 code for a protein of 214 amino acids.